UUAACAGUGGAAAUUAAGCAGAAGAUGAUGUAGCGGUAUAAGUAAGAGUGUGGAGAAGAGCAUGGUCAGCUGAAUGCAGUAGGGCUUCUGAUUUUAAUAAUUCGAAAAGAAGAUGAAGUAUCUCCUGUGCCUGUGUUUACUCCUUGAUGUUCUUUGUGCUGUAAUCCAUUGCCACCAUGGAGACAUUUGUCAUGAAGUCAAUAAUACAAAACUGCCAGAUGGAACAGAAAAUUUAUUAACGCAUAGCUGUGACAAGCAAGGCUCUAACUAUGCAGAUUUUGUAUUUAGAUUUUACAAGCAGGCUAUAUCAAAAGAAGCCGAUAAAAAUGUUUUCUUUUCUCCCAUGAGCAUCUCCACUGCUUUUGCCAUGCUGGCUGUUGGUGCUAAGACAACCACCCUGUCCCAGAUUGUUGAAGGACUGGGUUUUAACAGUCUCCCUGAGACUCGCGUGCAUGAUAUACAUGAAAGUUUUCAUAAAGUUUUAGCAGUACUGAACUGUACUGCUGUUAACAUCACAUUAAAUAUAGGGAAUGCCCUUUUUACAGGUACUGGGUAUGAACUACAGGAGACAUUUUUACAAAAUACCAAACAGUUUUAUGAUGCAGAAUUUAUGUCUAGCAAUUUCCAUAACCCAGAGGAAGCUAAGAAUCAAAUCAAUACAUACGUAGAGGAGAAAACCAAGGGGAAAAUUCCUGAAUUAAUUGCUCAUCUUGAUCCAAGUACUGUAUUGGUUCUUGUUAACUACAUUUAUUUCAAAGCUGCCUGGCAAAAAUCUUUUGAUCCCUUGCGUACAUAUGAGGAUGAUUUUUUUGUGAACAAAUAUGCACCUGUUAGAGUCAACAUGAUGCAGUGUGACAGUAGCUAUUAUAGUUACUAUGACGAGGAUCUCUCUUGCGAGGUGGUUGAGGUCCCUUACCAAGGCACUGCACGAGCAUUGUUCAUUCUGCCUGAUGAUGGAAAGAUGAAGCAAGUGGAAGAUGCUCUCUCCAAGGAAACUAUUUGUAAAUGGGAUAACAGACUUGAUACGAGGAGAUUAAAUCUACGGUUACCAAAGAUUUCUAUCAGUGGGUCUUACAACGUUAAAAACCUGUUACAGGAAAUGGGCAUUACUGAAGUAUUCUCUAGUAAUGCUGAUCUGUCUGGAGUUACUAGCAGCGGUAAUCUUCAGGUUUCACAAGCAAUUCACAAGGCCCUGCUGGAAGUUGAUGAGGCUGGAACUGAAGCUGCAGGAGCCACAGCCUUAAUCCUCACCAGAGUUCUCCAUCCUUCUGUUACCAUCAAAUUCAAUAGACCUUUCAUUAUCCUGAUUUCUGACAAAGCAACGGGCACCAUACUUUUCAUGGGGAAAAUUGUUGAUCCUACUAAGAAGUAGUUGCUGAGUUAUUGGGCAUGUCAGUUUUCAGCAUGAGUUAUUAAUGUUUGUUCAUAUGGGUUAGCUAGUGCUGCUAACUACUCUGAUUGAAGGAUAUUCAGAAGUGAAUGACAAAUUUCCUUACCAAACAAACAAGAAAAAAAAAAGAAAAAACCCGUAAAAAAAUCCCCAAGCAACCAACAGUUUUAAAAUGUAACUUUUCUGAAGUUAAGUAAUUCAAAUUAAUAACACAUUUUCUAAUUUUUCUUUGGAAGCCUGCUGUUAGUUUUACAAGUGUAUUCUCUCUGGUUAGCGUUUUUGUCCAAAGUGCUUUCAGUUCUGGGUUUCUCAUCAGAAGCUUUAUCCCUACAGGUGACAAGCACUCUGCAAUUCUAUUAUGUCUUUUCUGGAACUUGCUGAUGGCCAAUGUUCGCCUGAACCAGUCCCUACAGAAUUGUUCGUUCUUUAAAUAGCUCUUUGCUGCCUAGGUCACUGUUGUUUACCCUCAACUCACCUGUUCUUUCUCACAUGUUCCAACUCUUUCUUAGAUGUCUUAAAAAAACAUUGACAAAAAAGAGAAAAACCUUGAGAAGAUAGGGUUAUGCUAUAGCACUCACUUUAAGUGUCUUUUUGCAGUCCACAGAGUCAGCAAAAAACUUGGAAAGACAAUGACACUAGGCACAAACUGUCAAAGAACUGUCCUGCUACAAUAUCAACCAUAAAUUAUUGCUAUGUGUGAUGAAUAAAAUCUGCACUGUCAUUUAAAUCCA
Molecule: messenger RNA, 2121 nt
Organism: Cuculus canorus (common cuckoo)
Lineage: Eukaryota; Metazoa; Chordata; Aves; Cuculiformes; Cuculidae
Product: serine protease inhibitor 2.1
Exons: 5
Coding region: 113-1372 (419 amino acids)
Biological process (GO): negative regulation of endopeptidase activity
Molecular function (GO): serine-type endopeptidase inhibitor activity
Source: RefSeq, a predicted model, not a curated record